This is a messenger RNA of Oryzias melastigma (Indian medaka), 779 nucleotides long. RefSeq names its product mitochondrial ribosomal protein S12 (gene mrps12). The transcript is spliced from 3 exons. Gene Ontology annotation, biological process: translation. Gene Ontology annotation, molecular function: structural constituent of ribosome. NCBI's taxonomy places the organism in Eukaryota, Metazoa, Chordata, Actinopteri, Beloniformes, Adrianichthyidae. The record is from RefSeq and is a predicted model, not a curated record. The coding region runs from base 173 to 595 and encodes 140 amino acids. Gene Ontology annotation, cellular component: small ribosomal subunit; ribosome.
GGAAACACAACCGAGCCUAUGAAGUAUUUCCUUUUUGUUCAGGUCAAGCUAGAAUGAAAGUAUUUUUUCUUUAACAGAAGAUACUCGGUGAUUAAAUGUAAUUAUUGUUCGUAGAAUUCACUUAACUGUGACGUUAAAGAAGAAGGAACAUUUUCAAGUCAUCUGAGCAGGAAUGUGGUCAUUGUUGAGCCUGAGACCAGCGCUGACACAAGUGUCCCAGCUGGCCUCAGCCUGGACCAGCCCCCUCCUCUGCAGAACCAUGGCAACGCUCAACCAGAUGCACCGGCAGGGAAAGCCCAAGCCUCGGCCUAAGUCCUUGGGCGCCACAUUUGGUCGUCCCCAACUCAAAGCCGUGGUCUUGAAGACCAUGAUCCGCAAGCCCAAGAAGCCCAACUCUGCUAACAGGAAAUGCGCCAGGGUGCGGCUGUCCAACGGAAAGGAGGCGGUGGUGUUCAUUCCUGGUGAGGGACACAACCUGCAGGAGCAUAACGUGGUGCUGGUGCAGGGAGGGCGGACACAGGACCUGCCCGGGGUCAAGCUCACUGUGGUGCGCGGCAAAUACGACUGUGCGCACGUGGUGAAGAAGAAGCAGUAGGUGAGGAGCUUUUGGCUUCACAUUCAUGAGGGCACCUGAACUGUUCUCUGAGUGAGAUGCCUUCAAAGACAUGUCAUGCUCCCACUUUUCACUGCUGGAUUUCUGCUGAAGCAUCACAGAGAACAGAGUUCUCUCUUUGGAAUCUGAUUUGUUCUUUGUUUUUAAUAAAGAUUUUGUGUCCUCA